Messenger RNA from Corylus avellana, 1640 nucleotides. It is a transcript of the gene EID1, whose product is annotated as F-box family protein. Lineage: Eukaryota; Viridiplantae; Streptophyta; Magnoliopsida; Fagales; Betulaceae. Gene Ontology annotation, molecular function: protein binding. The record is from RefSeq and is a predicted model, not a curated record.
CCACCCCACCCUCUCAUCUCUCUCUCUCUCUUUCCAAAACCCAACUCAUACCUCUCUCAGAAACCACCGAAAAUCUCAACGACAGGGAAAAGCAAUCCAUACCCAUCUCACGAAUUCACUAGAAACCCAUACCCAUUUCGCAAAAUCUACCCGAAUCCAGAGUGAAAACUCGAUAAUAAUCGAUCAAAACAAUGACGAACACGGCGUUCUCGAAGCUCUCCGACGACGUGGUGCUCAACAUCUUCUUCAAGCUCGAGGAAGACCCGCGCAACUGGGCCAGGCUCGCCUGCGUGUCCACCAAGUUCUCGUCCCUGAUCCGUACCGUCUGCUGGCGCCAUAAGUGCUCCACCACCAUCCCGUCCGUUGUCUCUGAUCUCAUUUCCGGCACAGCCAACUCCUCCUCUCCUCUCGGAGGCUGGGCCGCGCUCCACAAGCUCGCCGUCUGCUGUCCGGGUCUGCUCCACGCCGGCGUCCUCCUCGAGCACUCCGAUUUCGGCCUCGAACGCGAACUCGGCCCCGACGAGAAUUUCCGCAACACCAUACCGUCUCCGAUUCCGAUUCCGAUUCAGAUUCUGCCAUCCACUACCGAGCCAUGCCCAAGCCACCAUAUAGACGAUGCUAAUUCCGUAGCUGAACCUUCCUGGUCGCUCUUCGACGACCUAUACUAUGAUACUGUUUACAAUAAUUCAGAUUCCCAAGAUGGUGCCCAGGUUGCAGGCGAAGAGGUUGUUGCUGAGAACAACGGUAUUGGCGUUGCUGAGGUGGAACACGAACUUCCGGUGUCGAAGAGGAGGAAGAUUAAUCGGCAGAUGCGGUCCCAUUUGGCUUCUGGGGUUUGGAAUUUAAGCCGAGAGCAAGGUAGCAAGCUGCUCGCAAGGCAGUUCCGCGACGAUUGUUUGUAUAUUUGCGAUUGGCCUGGGUGCGUUCACAUCGAGGAGAAGCGGAACUACAUGCUCUUUAGAGGAAUUUUCAAGAACUUCAAGAGGACCCGGGUGUGGAGGACGAUAAACGAUGGGAAUAGGAGCAAGGUCGAUGUGAAUUGCGCUUUCUGCGCGUCCAAAGAGACUUGGGAUUUGCAUUCUGCGUUCUGUUUGAGGCGGGUUUUUGGGUACCACGACGACGGUGAGCCGGUUGUUCGAGCUUAUGUCUGUGAGAACGGACAUGUCUCCGGAGCGUGGACCGAUUUGCCAUUGUACACCUAAUGAUCAUGUCAAGCAUUUUUUUUCUAAUUAAGUUCGUUGUUUUUUUCUUGUUAUGGUUUCUUGGUUCUUUCAUUUCUCAUUCAUGUCUCCAAUGAUUAGAGCUGUGUUGUUAUGUUUGCUAUUGUUGUUUUCAUAUGUAUUAGCCGUUUCUCUAAUUGGAUUGGAGAUUUAAUAAGAGAAUGUGUGGUUUGAAGUUGCAAAUUAGUUUGUAUGUGGUUGUGAGAUUUGUUAAGAAAAGUUUUAUGCAGAUGGUUCAAAUUGAUUUAGUGAAGAUUCAAUUUGAACUUUGGGAUUUGAGUACUGUUUUAGUUAUCAGCAAUGGUUCAUAUUUUUGAUGAACUAAUUAGAUUAUGUUAACACAAUGGUAGAGAUAUUAUGUGUGUUUGUCGUUAUGUCAUACAUAAAACUUGUGAAAUAACAUUUCUUUAUUUCCAUUUA